ACGCUGGGACUCCGAUUUCAUUAGGUUAGCUGAAAGCCUAAUACGAUUGGUUGACAUGUCGUUUCAUGGUCCGCCGUUCCCUCCCCCCACGCCCCUCCUCUUUCUGAACUAAGAAAUUAAAAAAUCGCGCCUCUUUAAACCUAACUAAACCCUAACCGAAGCUCCAAGCUCAGUGGGCUGCGGAUCUUCAAUGGCGGUCCAGAGCUCGACCUCCCCCGAAAUGCAUGCUGCAGCUUCCAAUGGCGUUGGUUCCGCUCAAUUUCAGUUCUUCGAUGAAUGAACUGUGGCCUCCUGGUCUUGGUGCAGUGUGGAGGGAGUUCUUGUGGGGCGCCAUGGCUGGGGCCUUUGGAGAAGGAAUGAUGCACCCGAUCGACACUAUAAAGACGAGAAUUCAAAGUCAAGCGAUUCUUACUGGAAGUCAGAAGGAGAAGACGAUUUUUCAGAUGGUCCGCACUGUCUGGAGCGCAGAUGGAUUAAGAGGGUUUUAUAGAGGCGUGACUCCUGGGAUCACUGGAUCUCUGGCAACUGGAGCGACGUAUUUUGGCUUCAUAGAAUCAACCAAGAACUGGAUUGAUGAAUCGCAUCCUGAUCUUGGAGGGCAUUGGUCUCAUUUUAUUGCUGGAGCAAUGGGAGAUACCCUUGGUUCUUUUGUAUAUGUUCCAUGUGAAGUGAUGAAGCAGCGAAUGCAGGUUCAAGGUACGGCAGCUUCUUGGAGUCCUCUUGCCUUAAAAGAUAAUGCACCAGUAAAACCUGGUGGGCAAAUGUAUGGGUAUUAUACUGGAAUGUUUCAUGCUGGGCGUUCAAUCUGGAUGGAACAGGGAUUACGAGGAUUAUUUGCUGGAUACCUGUCCACACUUGCUAGGGAUGUGCCUUUUGCUGGUUUGAUGGUCAUGUUUUAUGAAGCUCUUAAGGACAUAACCAGUUAUGGAAAGCAGAAGUGGGCACCCAAUUCUAAUUACAGCAUCAGUAGUUUGUUUGAGGGACUCUUAUUAGGUGGAUUAGCUGGUGGUUGCAGCGCAUAUCUAACCACCCCACUCGAUGUGGUCAAAACAAGAUUGCAGGUACAAGGACCCACAGUAAGGUACAAUGGUUGGUUGGAUGCCAUACAUAGGAUAUGGCUUAUAGAAGGUCCCAAGGGACUAUUUAGGGGAAGCAUUCCAAGGAUCACGUGGUACAUACCAGCCUCUGCUCUCACUUUCAUGGCGGUCGAAUUUCUCCGAGACCACUUCAAUGAAGGAUCAUUGGAUAGGAAAGACGCAGAAAAAGUUCCAAAUUUACCGAUUGACAGGAAAGGGUCAAUUAGGGAGGUGGCAUAGAGAUGAAGCUCGAAAAACUGCUUCAAUUUUUUCUCUUCUUUAUCACGAGGCGGUGUAUCAUAUCUGAGCUCAAUUUACAGCGAACGAAUUAAUGAAGAAUGAGCAGGAGCAUAGGUUAGAGUCGUCGAUGAUUCUUCUCAACUGAGAAAUCGAUUGUUUUCUCGAUUCAGAGGAUUAAUGUCAGUAGCUGCAAUAAACGAAUGUCUCGGUUUCUGCCAAAUAUAGUGACGGGUCUAUGCUGUACGCGGUUGAGACUUGUAAUAGGGAACAA
Molecule: messenger RNA, 1587 nt
Organism: Punica granatum (pomegranate)
Lineage: Eukaryota; Viridiplantae; Streptophyta; Magnoliopsida; Myrtales; Lythraceae
Source: RefSeq, a predicted model, not a curated record